Messenger RNA from Cynocephalus volans (Philippine flying lemur), 1381 nucleotides. It is a transcript of the gene MMADHC, whose product is annotated as metabolism of cobalamin associated D. The record is from RefSeq and is a predicted model, not a curated record. Bases 155 to 1045 code for a protein of 296 amino acids. The transcript is spliced from 8 exons. Gene Ontology annotation, biological process: cobalamin metabolic process. Lineage: Eukaryota; Metazoa; Chordata; Mammalia; Dermoptera; Cynocephalidae. Gene Ontology annotation, cellular component: mitochondrion.
GUCAGGUUCUGGGACAGCUGGAGGCGGCGGUGGUGACUGGUAGGGAUGGUUUCCGCCCGCGUUUGCCCCUCCAAAUCCGCCUGUCUUUGGGCCACAGCCCUCGGAAUAACUUUACAAAAGGAAGGGUAUUUUGCGAUUGUUCCCUCCGCUAGAAAUGGCCAAUGUGCUCUGUAACAGAGCCAGACUGGUUUCCUAUCUCCCAGGAUUUUGCUCUUUAGUUAAAAGAGUUGUCAAUCCCAAAGCUUUUUCAACUGCAGGAUCUUCAGGUUCUGAUGAGUCUCAUGUGGCCACUGCACCUCCAGAUAUAUGCUCUCGAACAGUGUGGCCUGAUGAGACUAUGGGACCGUUUGGACCUCAGGAUCAGAGAUUCCAGCUUCCUGGGAACAUAGGUUUUGAUUGUCACCUCAAUGGGACUGCUUCACAGAAGAAAAGCCAGGUUCAUAAAACUUUGCCUGAUGUUCUCGCAGAACCUUUAUCAAAUGAAAGACAUGAGUUUGUGAUGGCACAAUACGUGAAUGAAUUUCAGGGUAGUGAUGCACCUGUUGAACAAGAAAUUAAUAGUGCGGAAACUUACUUUGAAAGUGCCAGGGUAGAGUGUGCAAUCCAAACAUGUCCAGAAUUGCUGCGAAGAGAUUUUGAAUCACUAUUUCCAGAAAUGGCUAAUAGCAAACUAAUGAUUCUCACUGUAACACAGAAAACUAAGAAUGAUAUGACUGUUUGGAGUGAAGAGGUAGAAACUGAAAGAGAAAUCCUCUUAGAAAAGUUCAUCAGUGGUGCUAAGGAAAUUUGCUAUGCUCUUCGAGCUGAAGGCUAUUGGGCUGACUUUAUUGACCCAUCAUCUGGUUUGGCAUUUUUUGGACCAUAUACAAACAACACUCUCUUUGAAACAGAUGAACGCUACCGACAUUUAGGAUUCUCUGUCGAUGAUCUUGGCUGCUGUAAAGUGAUUCGUCAUAGUCUCUGGGGUACCCAUGUGAUUGUAGGAAGUAUCUUCACUAAUGCAACACCAGACAGCCAUAUUAUGAAGAAAUUAAGUGGAAACUAGAAGUAAUGUCAGUUUAUUUGCUGUACUAUUUAUAACUUUUGGAUUGAUAUAUAAAUACUGUCAAACACUUCAGUUUUUAAAAUAUACUUAUUUCUAGGUAUUUAAUUCGACAUUUAUGAAUUUACAACAUUGGCAAAUGAUUUGAGAUUUUAAAAUUGAAAACGUUCAUUAUUCAUAUUAUCAUUGAUUACAUGUUGAGCACAUCCACGUUGUACAGAACGUGGUAAUUAACGUGUAACCAGGGUAUGAUCUCUUAUUGUUAUUUCUCCCUUUUAUUGAAAAAAACCUGUUUUAAUUAUUUUUCUCCAAAAUAAAUCAAACAUUUGAUUAUGAUAA